This is a messenger RNA of Penicillium coprophilum, 1083 nucleotides long. RefSeq names its product glycosyltransferase family 32 protein. The transcript is spliced from 4 exons. Gene Ontology annotation, biological process: mannosyl-inositol phosphorylceramide biosynthetic process. Bases 1 to 1083 code for a protein of 360 amino acids. The record is from RefSeq and is a predicted model, not a curated record. Gene Ontology annotation, molecular function: mannosyltransferase activity. NCBI's taxonomy places the organism in Eukaryota, Fungi, Ascomycota, Eurotiomycetes, Eurotiales, Aspergillaceae.
AUGCGGCGCGGUCUCUUGAUCUUUAUCCUCGUCAACCUCCUCAUCCUCUCCUUGCUCGUCCGAAGUGUCUCGACACUUCUAGCGCUACUAUUCGAGGAUGCCGCUGCCGACGCGAUUCACCGCGCAGAGCUGCCCUCACCGAAUUCCAGCUUGAUCGAGCAACGCCCCCAAAUCAUUCCAAAGAUCAUUCACCAAACAUACAAGAAUGAGACUAUUCCAGAGGUCUGGAGGGAAGCCCAACAGAGUUGUAUUGAUUUGCACCCCGAUUAUGAGUAUAUUCUAUGGACAAACGAGAAGUCGCGAGACUUUAUCGCUGCCGAAUACCCCUGGUUCUUGGACACCUUUGAUGGCUAUAGUUAUCCUAUCCAACGCGCGGAUACUAUUCGAUACUUUAUUCUUGCACACUUCGGUGGAACAUACAUUGACCUCGACGAUGGCUGCAACCGUCGCCUGGAUCCUCUCAACGCUUAUCCCGCCUGGGUACGCCGCACUGCACCCACCGGUAUCUCCAAUGAUGCCAUGGGUUCCGUACCACAACACCCCUUCUUCCUCCGUACGAUUGAAGUGCUACAACAGUAUGAUCGCCACUGGCUCCUCCCAUAUAUCACCGUCAUGUACUCGACUGGACCGCUGUUCCUCUCUGUCAUCUGGAAAGAGUACAUGCGCGAAGGGCCGAGCGAGGCUGGGCGCGUGCGCAUCCUCAUGCAGGAUGAAUACAAUAAGUUUUCUUGGAGUUUCUUCACCCAUCACCGGGGUAACAGCUGGCAUGGAAAGGAUGCGCGCUUGAUCUUCUGGAUGGGUCAACACUGGGUUUUCCUCACGAUCUGCGGCUUCCUCCUCGCUGGAGUAGUUGGAUUCUGCCUCUGGUGGAGCUACGGACGUGUCAUGCUACUGGGAGCCAAGUACCGCUACCGCUACGCCAAAGUGCCAAACAUCAUCAACCCGUCGCGACUCUCCGCAUCGCCAACCCGACGCUCGCGACUCUCGGUCCCGACGCUUUUGCGACGUGUCAGCUUCAAAGAAGAUGAAGAGUCAGGCAAGGUUACGGAGACCUCGUACGAACUCGGACGUCGCGAUGACUAG